Molecule: messenger RNA, 1751 nt
Organism: Cimex lectularius (bed bug)
Lineage: Eukaryota; Metazoa; Arthropoda; Insecta; Hemiptera; Cimicidae
Product: cytosol aminopeptidase-like
Exons: 9
Coding region: 173-1729 (518 amino acids)
Biological process (GO): proteolysis
Cellular component (GO): cytoplasm
Molecular function (GO): metalloaminopeptidase activity; manganese ion binding
Source: RefSeq, a predicted model, not a curated record
GGCGAUAAAUUUUGACACGUGUUCUGUCUAAAUUAAACUCAUGUGACCGAAUAUUUAGAUUUUGGUAUUGCUUUGUACAUGCCUAAAUUUUCAGUUGUACUUUUGGAGUGCUAAAUUUUUUCUGUCGAAAUUUAUUGUAAUUUUACGUAGUUAAAACAAAUUGAAAAAAAAAAUGCUUCGUUCUAAAGUGAGUUUUGCGACAAAAUUUUUCAACAGGAGAUAUUCUUCUAUUCCCGAGGAGUGCCAAUCCGAGAAGAGGUCGGGGUUGGUGAUCGGCAUUUAUCAGGACUGCAACGGGAAGCAGAUGUUGACCAACUCGGGGGAGGCGUACGACAACGACUACGGAGGAAGAAUUAAGUACAUUAUGGAAAGGUUCAAACUUUCGGAGGGGAAAGCGAAACUGUUGCAUAACAUCAGCGACCAAUUCUCAGCGACCGCCGUCGCAUCUCUUGGAGAGCCGUCGAAGACCUAUUCGGAGACCGAGAACCUCGAUCAGUGCAAAGAAUCCAUCAGAGUGGCAGCGGCUGCCGGGGCGAGAGCCCUCCAAGACAGCGGGAUAGAAAAGAUUUUCGUCGAAGCGUUCAGGAACGCGGGGGCGGCUGCUGAAGGGGCAUUGCUCGCCACUUGGAGGUACCAAGAUUUGAAACAAAAAAAUAGACAGAAGACAGAAUGCACGAUCGAUUUCUUCAACCCGUCGGCGGACGAAGAGUGGAAUCGAGGUUACGCCAAAGCGGAAUGCCAAAAUAUCGCUAGGAUGUUAGCCGAAAAACCAGCCAACAUAAAAACACCGAUGGGAUUCUCACAGUCGGCGGUGGAAAUUCUAUGCCCUUGUGGAGUUUCGGUCGAAAUCAAAGAUAGAGAUUGGAUGGACGACAAACAGAUGAUACCGGCUCUCGCUGUAGCUCGGGGUUCUUGUCAUGCACCGCUCUUUCUGGAGCUGAGUUACUGCGGCGGUAGCGAAGACGACAAGCCCGUCAUUUUAAUCGGGAAAGGGAUGACGUUUGACUCAGGCGGCCUCUGCUUGAGGCCCUGCGAAGGGAUGGGCGAACACCGUGCGGACGUGGCCGGGGGUGCAGCCAUCGUCGGUAUAAUGAAAGCACUGGCUGUGCUCAACCUGCCGAUAAACGUGAACGGUUUGAUCCCCCUCAUGGAAAACAUGCCCGGCGGUGCUGCUGUCAAACCGGGCGACGUCGUCCUCACGAAAACCGGCAGAUCGAUCAAAAUCGAAAAUCCGGCAUACGCAGGGCGAGUGACACUGUCCUCGGCUUUGAUCCACGCGGCAUCCUUCAGCCCAUGCCUCGUCAUUAACAUCGCGACGCUCACAAGUGGAGAGACCAUGGCUAUGGGCUCCGUGGCUUCUCCGACAUUUUCUACAUCCGACGUCGUCUGGAGGGAACUGAAAAAAGCAGCUGCGGAAACGGGAGAUCGCGUAUGGAGGAUGCCAUUUUGGGAUCAUUUUACCAAAAACGUUACAGAACUCCCGACAGUCGAUGUGGACAAUGUCGGCCUAGAAAGGGGCGCGCCUCUUUGCAAAGCAGCAGCAUUCCUCCUUGAAUUUGCUCCUAAGGUCGAUUUCGCGUAUAUCGACAUAAGCGGGACCGGAAGAGAAGCCGAAGACUGCCCAAUCUACUACAGGAAGGGGCUCAUGACCGGCCGCCCUGUAAGAACCAUAGUGCAAUUUUUAUCUCAGAUGGCCUGCCCGCAAGAUAUUCAUUCCUCGCCUUGCUGAAUAAACGAUUCAUAUCCUCAAA